Messenger RNA from Centropristis striata (black sea bass), 4029 nucleotides. RefSeq names its product G protein-coupled receptor 101 (gene gpr101). The coding region runs from base 776 to 2119 and encodes 447 amino acids. The transcript has a single exon. Gene Ontology annotation, biological process: G protein-coupled receptor signaling pathway. Gene Ontology annotation, cellular component: membrane. Gene Ontology annotation, molecular function: G protein-coupled receptor activity. The record is from RefSeq and is a predicted model, not a curated record. Lineage: Eukaryota; Metazoa; Chordata; Actinopteri; Perciformes; Serranidae.
UUUUUUGUCUGACACCUCGGAGACAGGACCCGGCCGUAAGUAGCCUAAGACUGCUGAAGAGGGAAUCAGAGCUGAUAAAAUAAUAAAUGUUUGAUCUGCCAUGAAAUCCGAGAGGAGGACAGAUAUGCCCGUCUGGAUGAGAGACCCCCGCUGGGUGAAGACACGCAGCGUAUGUUAGCUGAGCCGUGAAAGCUCGCUGCCAUUGACUGAUGCUGAGGCUGAAACGGGAGCGAAAAAAACGAUGAGCGCACGAGAGUGAGCAUCCCCGCGCCAAGCGUCGCAUCACUGAUUAUUUCAAGGUAUUAGACAUCAUUUACAGAUUUGCAAUAAGCGAUAGUCGCCACUGUCUGGACGCUUUCUGUCGAUGCUGGCAGGUUGAUCGGCGGCAUUUAUGGUCGCCAGGCAAAAUCCAUUUUCACUCUGCAGAUGUGGGCUGCGAGAAGACAAGGGCCUGUUCGCUGGCUGAAGGGACUGAUCAUUGAUCACGAUGAACAGCAAAACGGUGUGAUCAUGUCCAGUGUUACAUGCUACAGGACUGUUUUGACGUGUAAUGGAUGAUAUGGCAUGUUCAGGUGAGAUGCAUAUGACUGAAUGAGAGAUUCAUGUUGAUUUGUGCACUUAAUAAGGAGGAGCAGCUUCAACCGCUUAUUGUCAGGCACCCUAAAAAAGCAAACAAAACUGGCACUGGUUUUCUCUCCUGACAGCCUGCUGAUCAAGAUGGGACUAACCUGAUUUACAGUCAACACUGCUGGAUGUGAGGCCACACAUUCAAACAAUGCCAAGCUCUCAGGCACCUGAUAUGGGCACAAAUUUCACUGAUGUUCCCUGGGAGCCUGGUUUCAGCGCUUCUAGUCCCAACCUGGUGUGGUCCUCCACCGUGAACAGUGUGGUGAAGAUGGUGCUCAUAUCUCUCAUCGUGUGUGUGUCUUUGUUUGGGAAUGUGGUGGUUCUGCUGGUGUUCCAGAGGAAGCCUCAGCUCCUCCACGUGGCCAACCGCUUCGUCCUCAACCUCCUCUUGGCAGAUCUGCUCCAGACUAUAUUAGUCAUGCCCUUUGCCAUCGCAGCCACUGUUCCAGGUGUGUGGCCCCUGGAUGCCCGACUGUGCCAGGCUCUUGUUGUGCUCAUGCAUCUUUUUGCAUUUGCCGGGGUCAACACUAUUAUAGUUGUCUCUGUGGAUCGCUACCUGGCCAUCAUCCACCCUCUGUCCUAUCCCACCCGCAUGACCCCUCACCUGGGCACCAACCUGAUCAUCUGCACCUGGGUGCUUAGUUUCCUGCAGAGCACGCCACCCCUGUACGGCUGGGGGGCCAUUGACUUUGACCGCCACCACAACGUGUGCUCCGUGGUGUGGUCCUCCAGCCUGUCCUACUCUGUUGUGGUGUCCACCUUCUCCUUCUGGCUGCCUGUGCUCAUCAUGCUCGGAUGUUACUGGAUGGUGUUCAGAGCGGCUCGACGGCAAAAUGCACUUGUGCACCCCAUACAGACGCAGUCCUACUCCCAGCCCUGCCCACAGGACUUCCAGGGACCUAGCAGUCCACAGCGGCAGCUCCAGCCCCAGCUCCAGCCUCAGCCCCAGCCACAGCCUCAGCCUCAGCAGGCCUCUUCACCAGACGGCCCCUACUCAGCCAGGGGUUACCCUGUCCGAGUCAGGCACAGACGCUUUCACUACCACUGCAAGGCCGCUCGUGUAGUUUUUGUGAUUAUGGCCUCAUACAUCCUCAGCAUGGGGCCUUACAGCAUAUUAAACACUAUGUCUAUGAGUGCUAGAGCAGCUGUACCCCCCUGGUUGUCCUCUCUUGCCCUUGUGCUCUUCUUUUUGCAGUGCUGCCUCCACCCCUACAUUUAUGGUUACAUGCACCGCAGUGUGAGGAAGGAAUUCCUCGCGCUGCUCUGUGGGCUGUUCUGCAAACAGGGCCGUCCCAGCCAGAGCUCCGCCGUAGAGAGCUGCUUCACAACGACAGAGGGACGUUUCGGCGCUCACCCUCACCUGCCCAGCCUGACCGCUCGAGUCUUCCCUCUGAGGACUUGGGAAGAGUGCACAACAUCCUCCUCUCCCACUUUUGAAAGGAAGUCAAGGGACAGCCGUAAAGAGACCACCUCUACCAGCGUCAGCUCUUAGAGUCCAAACAAGCACAUUAACUGCCUUUUAGGAGUCAUUGGCUAGACCGUGUGCAUCAUGCAGUGUGUUCACACAUAAGUUAAUAUGCCUUCGUGAAAACAGGGUGAUUUAUUCUGAAGUUGCUGGCAUUAGGAAUAGUGGAACUACCUAGUUUAUCACCAACAUUUGAUCUUUUGCUGUUUUAUAAUAAGGCUAAUUAAACGGGAAAGUUGAGAUUUCAUAUUUCUCUUGGGGGAAAAAAAAAGAUUUGGUUCUUUCAUUGUUCCAUUAUGAAUGUAUAGCUGUGUGGAAGAAAUCUUUAACAGUCACUAUUACUUUAUUUUCAUUUGGGGGGUUAAUAUGUAAAUGCAAUUUUAAGAGUGACAAAUAUUCUGAUAAGUCACAAUGUGCACAGCUGUUAUUUAUGUAUGUUGAGUUAUGUUUUGUCCCUACAAACCAGUGUUAGUGUUUUAAAUGUAUGCAAUUAUAGCUACUGUCACAUAAAGGGGAGAUUUAAAUCAAUCAAAGUUUUAUAAAGAUUCGAACUGAAGUAGAACAACGAAAACACAAUUUAAUAGUGUUUUCACAUCUUUAACUGCAGAUCUAUUGUAGGCCGAAAUGCUUUUUUUCUUUCUUGCUUUGUCAAGUUAUAAAUGACGUUGGAUCAAAGUGGUUGUUGUUCCGACCACUUUGCCCUAAUCAUGGACCAUAGGUGUCUCAGAAAAGGCAUUGAUCUGCAGCCUCUGCACAACUACUAUCUCCUUGAACCUAUUUGUGUGUUGUAUUCUCUGUGAUCCUGCCUGAAGGCACAGGAUGUACUGUCCUUGUGUUAGUGCAAGCGAGCUUUGCCUGCAUCUAAUGAACUCAGGGUGUGCUUGUGGAAGAAUGUACAUUGCUGUUAUAAAACUUGUAGAGCAAGUCAGUGAGCAUAUGUGUGUUUACGUCCCUGUUGCUGUAACUUGUUCUUAGUCUCAAAGCGCCUUCGAGCAAAUGAGUAGAAUAGAGAUUUAAUGUUGCUUACCAGUUAGAGUUGGCAACUCGCUCCCUGAUGGGAUGGCCACAUUGUCUUAGUCUCUUUUUUUCCUUUAACUCUAGCUCAACCAAGGUGGGACUUUUGCAUCUUGCCACUGUAUAUUUUGACUCAGUAUCUGCUGCCUUUGUAAGCCUUUCUUUGAGGAAGCACAAUAUUUUUGCUGAAAGAAAAAAAAAAAGAAUACAGAGCAGGGUAAGAUAAAAACUUAAGUGGACUCGUUGCACCAGUUAUUUAACGUAGGCUGCAUGCGGCAAGACCUAAUGUAACAGAUUUCUUAUCUUCUUCUGAGUACAUGUAGAUUUGUAAAGAUACCUCCUGAUGCAGUAUUUGCAAUGGAAAAACCUGUGGGCUUUAAGAGGAUGAGUUAUAUGUGUUAUAUGCUUGCAGUGACUCAUCUCAGAGAAAGGCAAUCCAGUUGACCGGGUAGAUGAUGUGUUGCCAAAGGAUGUCAUUGGUGCAUUACAUUAUGUGCAUUAUUUAAAGUUUGUCAAGUUCCCAGUUUGUCAAUUUUUUGUAAACUUUUUGGAAAGAGUGUGUUGUUAUUAAUGAUAUUAUUAUUAUUAUUAGACUGUGAUAGUUUUCUGGGAAACAAUCCACAACUUAUCGGACCUUUACUGGACUAUUGUGGAUUCGAGCCUUGGUUUAUUGUAUUAUUCUAUAGUAUUAUAAAUGACAAUCAAACUUGUGUAAUAAGUUUGAGUGUUGCUCUGUAAAAGAUAAAGGAGUAAAGUACAGUAUGUAAUUAAAAAAAAUGUAUCAUCAAAUAAGAGAAAAUAAUGUUUUUAAGUGCUUUAAAACUACAUAUUUUUGUGAUUUCUAUUGUGCUUUUGUAUUAUUUCUGGUUUCAUUAUCCAGCAUAAGAGUUGUCUGUUGUUUAAUAAAGGUGAACUUAUUGUAA